Cuscuta campestris is the source of this 1646-nucleotide messenger RNA. The record is from the annotation of a GenBank genome assembly. Lineage: Eukaryota; Viridiplantae; Streptophyta; Magnoliopsida; Solanales; Convolvulaceae.
AGUAGCUUUUAUCAUACACAUUUGAGAUGCGUGCAAAUACAAACAUUCUUUCUCUUCUUUACCGAAAAUUUAUGCCGACUUCAUAACGCUUCCUUCCUGAAAAUCUAAGCUCUCAUUCUUCUCUUCUUUUGCCGAAUCUGUAACGAUGAUGCCUUUGCAAUUCUUGCCGGCAACGAUGAUGCCUUUGCGGGGAAGAGGGAAGUUUCUAGGUCAAUUUACGGAUCUCAGGGUCGAUGUCGUCCUCGGAAAUACAGUGUACAAGAGAGAUAAUUAUGAUAUGAAUUUCGUACUCAAUCCAGGGCCUUAUCUUCAAGGGGAGGAUAAAGUGAAGAAAGAGGUCUUAGCAUGUGUUGAUAAAUUAGAGAAGAGGGGGAAAAGAGAGGGCAGUCUUCAAGAAAUUGAGCUUGCAGGUGUCAAGUAUUUCCAUCACGGUGACUUGAAAGAGUUCACACAUGAUACAAAACAAAAAAAUCUUCUGGGAAAGACCCUUUUUGGUAGAAUUUUGAGAGGGCGCGAUUGCAAUGGGAAUGAGAUCAUAAUUAAGACUUGGGAUGUCUAUGCCCCUAUAAGUCGAUUGAUGGUUUUGCAUCCUUAUGCACUUUGUGAUGAGGUGGCCUUUCUUACCAAAGACGAGUGUUUGGGUGGUUUUGGACGCCAUCGAAAUCUUCCCAACCUAGUUGGUUACACAUUUGAUAAUACGUUUGCCGUCAUCUAUCAAAUGAAUAUCAAGAAUUCUCUUCUGUCUAUGCUUGACUCGGACGAGCUCGACUGGAAUACUCGACUUGAUAUUGCUAUUCAAGUUGCAAAGUUGAUAAUGGACUUCCAUAGUAAGCUUGUCCACGUCGGGGGUAUUGAUGUUUCCAAUAUGCUUAUUGAUGAGGAAUGGAAUGUCAAACUUUGCGAGUUUGGUCUCCGAUCUCAUGUAGGAGUGGCUGAGAGGCGCAGAAUCACUUGGGUGUACACUGGGGGAUCAUAUGCUACUUAUAUUCCUGAAGUGAACUGUUCAGGAGGUAAAUUCGUCUUGAAAUCCGACAUUUAUGCAUUUGGAAUUUUCCUCAUGGAACUGAUUUGUAAAGUGAAGCCAACAGCUGGUGAUGCCUUAUGGGAGGGGAGGAUGGGAUGGUUUCUACAGGGUUGGGCUAUUCGCCACAUGGAUACACCAGGGAUUAAUUUUGUGGAUCCAUCUCUCACAGAUGAUCUCGAGGAUGGUAUUGAAAUCACUAACUUGGUAAAACUUUGUUUUCAAGAGGAUCUUCAUUCACGUCCGUCAGCGGCACAUCUUUUGAAGGUGUUAGAAAAAGUGAAGCAAAGAGCUGCAAACAAGAAACCCAAACUGAUUUGAUUCUCUAUGUGGCUGUUUGAUUUCUCGUUAUUAUGUCGAGAUUUCAAGUCAUGUAGCGACCCCACCUAGUGGGAUAAGACUUGGCGGUUGUUGUUGUUAAUGUUGUUGUUGUUGUAUGUCGAGAUUCCAAGAUGCCAAAUGAUUUGGUGCUGCUCAUAGCCAGCUUCAUGUGAUAACGUAAAAAUUAUUUCUUUUGAGCAUGCUUAGAAGAUGUUGGUUUGGUGGACAUCUUAGUUAAAAACCCUGAUCUGGUCCUUAUGUUGACUUUGUUGAUAUAUUUGUUCAAUGAAUUUGGAUUGUGGUA